ACAAGACAACAGGAAAUUGUUGACGAGAACAGCUAGGGUCAGACAGUUCAUAUCAUACAAAGGAACAGUAGCUUCCACAAUGGAUAGGCAAAAGGCUAGCCUGUCCCCCUCCACCCUCCAGGAGUCCCCAGGUCAUUCUCCUCUCUGUACUUUACUGCUGGUUCUGGUCGACUGCAGGAAAACACCGGGGCAGACUGGAACUGAGAGACUAGAAGAGGAACAUGGAGAUAUGAUUUCAUUAAGGGACAUCUGUAAUGGUUGCUCUCUAAGUGGGAGGGGCUUAUCAUCUGGGGAGCCUCAACAACAUCAUGAUGCUGAGAAGAAAGAGAAGAGUCUCUCCAGAUCGAAACACCGGCAUAGAGGUAUAGAGAAGAAACCUCACCGCUGCUCUGUCUGUGGGAAGAGUUUUGCUAAACAAGACUUGACUAUUCAUGAGCAAAUUCACACCAGAGAGAAACUGUUCCACUGCUCUAAGUACGGGAAGAGUUUCACUGCAUCUAAAACUUUAAAAUCUCAUCAGAGAAUUCAUACAGGGGAGAGGCCUUACCCCUACUUUGGUUGUGAGAAAUGCUUCAAACAAUGGAUUCCAGACUACACAAAACACACAGGACCGACUUAUAGCUGUGAUCAGUGUGGGAAGAGCUUCAGUCGAUCAGGAGACCUGACUAAACACAAACACAUACACACAGGAGAGAAGCCUUAUAGCUGUGAUCAGUGUGGGAAGAGCUUCAGUCGAUCAGGAGACCUGACUAAACACCAACGCAUACACACAGGAGAGAAGCCUUAUUGCUGUGAUCAGUGUGGGAAGAGCUUCAAUCAAUCAGGAAACCUGACUAAACACCAACGCAUACACACAGGAGAGAAGCCUCAUAGCUGUGAUCAGUGUGAGAAGAGUUUCCGGACGUCAGAUCACCUGACUAUACACCAAACCAUACACACAGGAGAGAAGCCUUAUAGCUGUGAUCAGUGUGGGAAGAGCUUUAAUGAAUCAGGAAACCUGACUAAACACCAACGCAUACACACAGGAGAGAAGCCUUAUAGAUGUGAUCAGUGUGGGAAAAGCUUCAAUCAAUCAGGAUCCCUGACUAAACACCAACGCAUACACACAGGAGAGAAGCCUUAUAGCUGUGAUCAGUGUGGGAAGAGCUUCAAUGAAUCAGGAAACCUGACUAAACACCAACGCAUACACACAGGAGAGAAGCCUUAUAGCUGUGAUCAUUGUGGGAAGAGCUUCAAUCAGUCAGUAAAGCUGACUACACACCAACGCAUACACACAGGAGAGAAGCCUUAUAGCUGUGAUCAGUGUGGGAAGAGCUUCAAUGAAUCAGGACACCUGACUAAACACCAACGCAUACACACAGGAGAGAAGCCUUAUAGCUGUGAUCAGUGUGGAAAGAGUUUUGCUCUAGAUUUCACCCUGACUACACACCAGCGAAUACACACUGGAGAGAAACCUUAUUCCUGUCUAUGUGGAAAGAUCUUUGCUCAUUCAGGGUCACUGAAAAAACACCAGGAUGCACAAAUAUGUUGUUUUUUAUCUCCCUCCUCUCCGGCACCAGUUUCAGACCUCUAAAGGAAGUUUCAAUAGAAAACAUUGUAAAGAGUCAUCCAUCUCCCAUUCGCUAACAGUUUACUCAGUCUGAUUACCAUGGUAACAUGUGUAGAUAAUAUGCAGCUCUGGAUCCAUAUGUAUCAAGAGUCUUGGAGUAGGAGUUCUGUAUCUUAUUUCAUUAACUCCUAUUGUCCAUUAAAUAAUGUAGAAUAAUGUUUCAACAAUUGUAGGCAUUCAACACCAUAGUACCCUCCAAGCUCGUCAUCAAGCUCGAGACCCUGGGUCUCGACCCCGCCCUGUGCAACUGGGUACUGGACUUCCUGACGGGCCGCCCCCAGGUGGUGAGGGUAGGCAA
Oncorhynchus gorbuscha (pink salmon) is the source of this 1907-nucleotide messenger RNA. Its product is annotated as zinc finger protein 501-like. The record is from RefSeq and is a predicted model, not a curated record. Gene Ontology annotation, molecular function: RNA polymerase II cis-regulatory region sequence-specific DNA binding; DNA-binding transcription factor activity, RNA polymerase II-specific. Lineage: Eukaryota; Metazoa; Chordata; Actinopteri; Salmoniformes; Salmonidae. Gene Ontology annotation, biological process: regulation of transcription by RNA polymerase II.